AUGCCGACUAUAUCGAAUAGUUCAGUACGUAGUGACUUGCCCACCAGAGAGAGACUCACUGCUGUUAGCAAUGAGUUAGCUACAUCCACAUCUAAAACUGGCUCUUCCUCAGAUGUUGAAAGGUUUUCUGCUUUUGGUAAAACAUCAACUACAGCAUCUCAAAGUAAACGAACCUCUGUAGUCUCAAGAUCUGAUACAAAAGGAUUCACUGAUGUUUCUGAAGUAGACAGACUUUCUGAUGAGGAACAAGAUCAACUUUUGCCCUUACCGCAAGGAUGGCCAAGGCUGCAAGACCAAAUCUUUCGCCGACGAGCUCUUAGUUUUAAGAAACCUGUUUCUACAAGUAUCGAUCAUGCUAUAUCACACAUACAGAAGCUCCAGGAUCGACUUGAGGAAUGGGCCAGAGAUGUUGAGUUUGAAAUAAUGAGUCGGAAGACCAAUAGUAGUUGUGCUACAAGUGUUUGCUGCAGUAAUAGAGAUUCAGCUACGUCGGCAAGAGAACGUACUGUGACUGAUACUAGAGGUUCUGACCGUAGACAUAUUAGAUUUGCACCAACAUCAGCAGCAAGUGUAGAAGCAAGUGAGUCUACUUUGGAAAGCAGGCAGAGUGAAAAUGUAACUGAUUUAUCUAUACAGGGUAUUGGUGCCAUCAUGCCUCCAGGGUUGGAAAUGGAGAUAGAGGCAGAGAUUCCAACACUUGGAGCUGAAGAAGUCAUUGAUGAGACGGUUACAUUGUUAGGGCGACUGGAGACUGAUAGAAGAGAUACUGCUGACAGGUUGGAAGAAGAAAAGAAAAGAAGUGAUAUGCUGCGAGCUAGAAUUGAUAAAUUGGCUGAAAAGAGAAUGUAUGAACUUCCUUUAGCUGUACAACAUGAGCAUGAAGCAUGUGCAUUGGACAUCAGUGAGUUACAAUGGCAUGUUGCAUACAGAGGUCGACAGGAAGCUAGAAUUAGGAGCAAAGUUGACAUUGCUGAAGUUCUCAAUUCUAGACUUCUUGAAGACAUCAACUUUGUUAAAACACAUUCACCAUUGGUUGAAGAAAAAUUAGAACUUGAAUUGGAAGCUAUGCAUAAAAUUCAGGAUGCUCAAAUGCAGACUAAUGAUGAACUCGCAAAAACAGUGGAGAAAUUAAAACAAACUGAGUCUAAAUCAGAAGAGGCUCAUGGAAAGGCUGAAAUGGAACGAGCACACAUCAAGAAAGAACUUGAUACUGUGCGACAAGCAUUGCAUGAAAUAAGUACUGAGUUAGAUGAAGCAAGGAAGACAUUUACAUCCUAUACACAACAAUGUGAUGAUUCAAGACGAAAGUUACAAGACAAUGUACAAGAGCAAAUUGUACUAGAAACCAAAAAUGAGAAUGCACGGGCUGCUGAGAAAAUGCAAGGCAAGAAAGUGAAGCAAGUGAAAGAAAAAAUAGUAGAAGCUGAGUUUGAACAUAGGAAGUUAAAAGAUGAGAAUACUAAGAUGGCAUCAGAUAAAGACAGUAGGUCAACAAUAUUGAAAAAAGAAGACAAUGAAAUGGAGUAUGAAGCUCAGUCUAAGUUAUCUACUUUGAGGGAAACACAACACAAGAAUAAAGAGAUGAAAAUGGAGAUUGAAGAUAUUGGUGAAAAAUUGGCAGCUUGGUGA
Molecule: messenger RNA, 1629 nt
Organism: Saccoglossus kowalevskii
Lineage: Eukaryota; Metazoa; Hemichordata; Enteropneusta; Harrimaniidae
Product: coiled-coil domain-containing protein 178-like
Source: RefSeq, a predicted model, not a curated record